CUCCUCCUCGUACCAUUCUCUACGUUACGUCAAAUUCAGCUCGAAUUCCCAUAUAUCCUUUGACUCUUAGAACACACAGAUGGCACAUGAAGAACUCUCGCUGUUUCACUCACUCCCACGCAUGCACAUUUUUCUCAUCACUUUCCUCUUUCCUUUUCAGAAUCAGUCAAAACCCAAUCACAAGGUUCCUUCCCUCAAAUAUCACACUCUCCGUGUUCCCUCUUUUCCUCUCUCUCUCUCUCUCUCUCUCUCUCUCUCUCUAUAUAUAUAUAUAUAUAGCUUUCCUCUUUCUUCCAACGCUCAAACACUUUUGUAUCGUAAAGCUUAGUUCUCACCUUCCAUGCCAAAACCCUUUCCCACUCUCAUUCUCUAGUCCGCCUUCAUUUCAAGGAAAACCUUAUGUUUCAUUUUUAGCAUCAUAAUAUGUUUACUUCGAAUAAUUUCUCCCAUGAUCCACGUUCAGUUUUUUUGGACACGUCAUCACUAGCAUUUUCCAAGGAGCUGCGGCUGGCGGUGCGCCACCCGAAGAAGCGAGCGGGGAGGAAGAAGUUCCGGGAGACACGCCACCCGGUGUACCGGGGCGUGAGGAGGAGGAGCUCAGACAAGUGGGUGUGUGAGGUGAGAGAGCCUAAAAAGAAGACUAGAAUUUGGUUAGGGACUUUUCCCACGGCGGAGAUGGCGGCGCGGGCCCACGAUGUGGCAGCAAUGGCCCUACGGGGCAGGUAUGCUUAUCUAAAUUUUGCCGACUCGGCAUGGCGGUUGCCGAUUCCCGCCACCGCCGAGGCUAAAGAUAUCCAAAAGGCAGCCGCACAGGCUGCCGAAACUUUUAGGCCAAGUCAGACUUUAAACAAUGGUGACAUUAAGAAAGAGAGUGUUGAGGUGGCGGUGACGAAGGCAGGGGAGGGUGUGUUUUAUAUGGAGGAAGAAGAAGAGGAAGUGUUGGAGAUGCCUGAGUUGCUUAGGAAUAUGGUGCUUAUGUCCCCUACUCAUUGCUUAGGGUUUGAGUAUGAAGAUGCUGACUUGGAUGCUCAAGAUGCUGAGGUGUCACUAUGGAGUUUUUCAAUUUAGUAGUGUGUUUGGUUUGUUCUUUUCUUUUUUUUUUAUGUUAGUUUUGUGUUGGACAGUGUCUGUACUGUGUUUUUGUUAGUAGUACGGAUACUAAAGGAAAUUUUCUUUUGUUACCUUUAUUUGUAAAUGUAAUAUCAAGUGCAUCACUUCAGAAUUAUGUAUAAAUAAAAGAAAAAUCUAAUUUUGGGUUGUGAAUAUGUAAGGCAACAAAGGGGAAGAACUGAAGAAGAAUAGGAUAUACUCCUUUACAAAGGGGAACAACAAACCUAGGAUUUAGAAUAAUAGUAGACCACUAGAUCUUCUUUCUGUAAGGUACUAGGUGCCUAUCAACAAGCGAGGACCACACUUUUUUCCAUGUGGAUUAAUAUGUUUAUGUUGAAGAAAGCUAAUAAGAAGUGGGGGUCCAUGUCCUCAUGUUAGUUAGUUGGAUUGGGUCAACCUAUUCAAUUCGAAGUAGUUAACCUUCCAAACAGUGGUUGAAGUCUUCACUGGUUGAAUUAUAUAUAUUUAAAUUGACUCCUGCCCUUCU
This is a messenger RNA of Abrus precatorius (Indian licorice), 1597 nucleotides long. Its product is annotated as dehydration-responsive element-binding protein 1A-like. Lineage: Eukaryota; Viridiplantae; Streptophyta; Magnoliopsida; Fabales; Fabaceae. The transcript has a single exon. Gene Ontology annotation, biological process: regulation of DNA-templated transcription. Bases 424 to 1068 code for a protein of 214 amino acids. Gene Ontology annotation, molecular function: DNA-binding transcription factor activity; DNA binding. The record is from RefSeq and is a predicted model, not a curated record.